Messenger RNA from Schistosoma mattheei, 929 nucleotides. Lineage: Eukaryota; Metazoa; Platyhelminthes; Trematoda; Strigeidida; Schistosomatidae. The record is from the annotation of a GenBank genome assembly.
GAUACCUUAAACGAUUAUAAUUAGAAUUAUGAAUGAAUGAAUACAAAUGAAUAAAUAUAUUAUCGUUCUAUUAAUUACAAUUUUAAUCCAUGCAACAAUAAAUGGUAGUCAGUUAAUAAAUAAACAAUAUAGAAUAGAAACUAUACAAAAUAUAUCAAGUGCAGAUUAUACAUUAAUACACCUUCGAAAUAAUCAAUCUACAAUAAAAUGUUCCUUUUGUAAAAUGAUAGUUAAUGCAAUUAGAAAAAUGAUGACAAAACUUUCAACAUUUCAAAUGAUUCAUUUAAUUAUUCAUGAAAUGUGCUCUAUAGUUGAAGAUCAUACAGUAGAGUGUUAUGAUGUGGCUUCACAAAUAGUUGAUUCUUACGUUAUCAUAUUCAAUAGAACUGAAGCAUUGGAUACUUGUAUGCAAGUCAAUUUCUGUAGGUGAUAUGCGCGGCGGAUGCAUUGAGAACGUUUUACACAAAUUGAAAACAUUUGAUUUUAUAAAGUCUUUUAAAAAAACAUUAGUGGAUAAAUAUUUAUCACCAUAUUCAAUAAGUGUCUAUUGUCAAUUUAUUUCUAAUGAUUAUGAAGCGUUUUUGUUUAUAUGAUUUUUAAACUUCAGUUAUUAUUAUUAUAACUCACCAUCUACUGUGGUGUGUGCUACCAACAGAUAUAAGUAGUAUGUAUCACUCAUCGAAAGUGAAAUACCUGGCAGUAGAAUGUUAAGAUGAUCGAAGAGAAGAGAAUGAAAACAGAGAGUGACUAAAGUGGAAACAAAGUUCAGUCUGUUUGUUUUAUGGUAUAUAUCAAGAACUGAUAUUAGUUAGUCAACCUAUGGAGAGUAGGAACCCUUUAAAUUCUGUUUCGUUCUCAUCAGUGGACAUCCACUAGCUUAACAUGGAUCAAACCUACAAAAUUUAGGCAUAGCAGAAAGUGGCUAACCG